UUUCUAGUUCUCUAUUGUCGUAGUAGUUUUCAAAUAUAGAAAUGGCUGCUGCAAAGAGAACUUGAAUAAUAGUUUGUGCUGUGAGUGGGAAAUAGUAGUUAGCAAAAACUGCAGCGUAGAAUUUAAGAGGUUAGGAAACCUGUGUUCCAGGUCCCCGCUAUGCCGGCUGCCAGAGAUUGCCUUAGCAAGGCGGUGUCAACCACUGCCGACUAUGAUAUGUCGGCUGCGACAGAGCUGAUGUUGACCUCGUCCUGGGACAGAACAGCUAGACGAGGUCUCAUGAGGUUACUAUCAGCUGACUUUUUUCUACUGUCUGCACUUUCAGUCAUCGUGCCUGUUCACAAUAGCGAACGUUGGCUAGAUGAAUGCUUAAAGUCAGUUUGGGAACAAGAUUUUAAACAAACCAUGGAGCUGUCAAUUUUUAAUGAUGCCAGUAAGGACGGUUCAGCUGAAAUCAUUGCAAAAUGGAAGAGUAAGUUGGAAGAUGCUGGUAUUCCAGUAAUUGUUGGUACUAAUGAUUCAGCUCAGCCUCGAGGAGUUGGAUUUGCUAAAAAUCAAGCAAUAAUACAGAGCUCAGGAACCUAUCUCUGCUUUCUGGAUUCAGAUGAUGUGAUGAUGCCACAGCGGGUUAGACUGCAACACGAAGCUGCCAUUCAACACCCAAACAGUAUUAUUGGUUGCCAAGUCAGAAGAGAGCCACCGAAGUCUACUGAACGAUACACUCGUUGGAUCAAUAAUCUGACUGAAGAGCAACUUCUUACACAGGUGUUUACCUCCCAUGGGCCAACUGUCAUCAUGCCAACCUGGUUCUGUUCUCGAGAAUGGUUUUAUCACGUGGGAAAAUUUGAUGAGGGGGGAAAGGGUGUUCCAGAAGAUUUGUUGUUUUUCUAUAAACAUCUCCAAAAGGGUGGUGAAGUCCUUCGAGUGAACCAUUGCCUUCUGCUGUACCGUUACCAUCCACAGGCUGCAACUCAUUCUGUCCUUGAAGAAACCAUCUGGAACCACCGAGUCAGGUUUCUUGAGGACAGAGUCCUGAGCUCCUGGACAUCAUUCACCAUUUGGAAUGCUGGCAAGCAAGGCAAGAAGCUCUACAGAAGUUUGUCACCAGCUAAUCGAAUAAAGGUAACUGCAUUUUGUGAUGUCGAUGAAAAGAAAAUAGCAAAAGGAUUCUACACUUUUGAAGAAUCUGAGGAGAGACCAAAACCAAAAAUUCCUAUAUGUCACUUCAGAGAAGCAACUCCACCUUUCAUUAUCUGUGUGAAGCAGGUCACGCUGCUAACAUACAAAAACCCCCGUGAGUGUAAGGAUGCUUCUUGUGUAGAGAAACAAAUGUGAAGAUGCAACACAAGCCACGGAGCUGGAGUGUCCUAAUGGAACCACUUCUGUGUUGUGGGGAAUUGCUGGAAGCUGACGUCAGGCAGAUCUAGCUGCAGACUCUUCAGUGAUUUGCUUAAACAGAAGUCAUUAACAAGCUCAUAAACAUCCCAGACUUCCGAAUUUAUUGUUUACAAAUAUAGACUCCUCAACAUCCUUCUGAAGAAGUGUUCUGGGCCUUAUUGUUGUUUGUUUUCCCUUUCAUGGUCGAGAAUUAUUUUUAGUAAUGACACAGACAAAACCUGCAUGUUUAUAAGCAGCUCUAAGAGGGUAAUUUUGAAGAUUAGAUAUGUUUAUUAAGUGGGUUGUCUGCAAGAAUUGACUGUGGCCGUGUACUUCAAGCACUGUUUGCUUAUUUAUUUUCUCUGGCAGUUCCUCCUAGCGUGGCAUUACUUUGUUGCCAUGUAAAAUCAUUUCAGUAAAAGCAAUUGAUUUUUAGUUCAGCUUGCAAGAAGCUUUAAAAAAUGGCUUCACAAAGGGCUGUAGCUGAAAUUCAGUGCUCUGGGUGUGUGUGUGUUUCAAAGCUUUUACUCAGGAGCAUGAAAUCAUGGCUUUAGCUCGUCAGAGCUGUGCAGCAGCCUGCAGUACCACUUCACCUAAGGGCCUGCACUGUGUGUUUCCUCUUGCUUUGAGGUCAAAGCAAAAUGCUUAGAAAUCACUUAUUGUACCCUGUUUUGGCAUGGCUUCCAAGUGCUUGAAAUGAAAGGGAUUUUCUACUGUUCUGCCUCAGUAAUUAAACUAGUUCAAUUGUGUAAAGUUUUCAGUAAAUUUACUGUUAGACCAGUUAUUGUAAAACGCUGCCUUGUUCUGUCACCUCAGACUUGUGGUCUGGGAAUGAAAGGUUUGUUUUUAACUCUUCUGCUUAAUUUAGCAUCUGGGCUCUUCUUUUAUUUUCAUUUUUAACCUUUCUUCAGAGCAGGUUGAUUUUUCAGCACGCCAGACAGAACUGUUUCAUACCUUAUGUCCAAAUUUGGGUAAUCUUGGUUUUAUGAAAUCAUUAGAGGACACUAAAGGUCGUGAUCAAGACCUGCAUUUCUAAGUAGAAUUCUCUGUUGAUGUGAGUGGUAAGUGUUGCACUUGGACCAGUGGAAGGCUGGGAUCUUAACUGAAUUGCAAAACCAGGACCCAGUCCUUCAAAGUACUGAAAGUACUGUGAAGUAUUCUUAAUAUCAAGAGGUUAAAAAAAACAACCAUAAAUACUCAACAUAUUCCCACUCAGGGCCUUACUGCUCAGCUAAGACAUUGGUUACUUAGGUAAAGUGGAGCUCUUGCUCUAAAAAUCUGCUACCAUGAGACCUUUUCUCAAGUUAUUCAUUAGCUGUUAUCAUUGUUCUUUUUAAUUGUUU
Molecule: messenger RNA, 2720 nt
Organism: Numida meleagris (helmeted guineafowl)
Lineage: Eukaryota; Metazoa; Chordata; Aves; Galliformes; Numididae
Gene: B3GNTL1
Product: UDP-GlcNAc:betaGal beta-1,3-N-acetylglucosaminyltransferase like 1
Exons: 12
Coding region: 160-1335 (391 amino acids)
Source: RefSeq, a predicted model, not a curated record